Anarrhichthys ocellatus (wolf-eel) is the source of this 1603-nucleotide messenger RNA. It is a transcript of the gene ndnl2, whose product is annotated as necdin-like 2. The record is from RefSeq and is a predicted model, not a curated record. The transcript has 11 exons. Gene Ontology annotation, cellular component: nucleus. The coding region runs from base 163 to 996 and encodes 277 amino acids. NCBI's taxonomy places the organism in Eukaryota, Metazoa, Chordata, Actinopteri, Perciformes, Anarhichadidae.
CAAGCGCCCGAGGAUCGCAGUAGCGGGACCGUUGGUACGGAAACAACGGAGGAGUUUCUGCAUUUAAACAAUGUGAAUGAAUAGUUUGACUGAGCCGAUUGUUUAAUAAUCGGAUCCUCCACUCUACUGCAGUCUGUGGACACAGAGACGCAGCGUGUCGCCAUGUCGCAGAGAAAGAGGCUGUCCAACACACAGAGCUCCUCUCAGAGCAAGAGGCAAUCGGGCGCCUCAGUGGCUCAGGAGGAAAAUGACGACACAACCUUCACCCAGCCGAGUACGUCCCAGGUCCAAAGAGGGAUGCAGAAGCUCACACCUGCACAGGUCGACCAAAAGACAGCUGAGGUGGUGCAGUACUUCUUGGUGAAGGACCAAAAGAAGAUUCCGGUACGCCGAGCAGAUCUGGUGAAACACGUGGUGAAGGAGUACAGAACCAUUUACCCUGAGAUCAUGAAGAGAGCCUCACGCACUUUUGACCAGGUAUUUGGCCUUAAAAUGAUUGAAAUCGACGCCAAAAAUCACAUGUACAUACUGAUCAACAAGCUGGAGCCGGGUGAUGGAGCCUCACCGAUCAAAAGCCCGACCAAUCCAAAGAUGGGUCUGCUGUUCGUGAUCCUGAGUGUUAUCUUUAUGAAAGGAGGCGUUGUCAGAGAAAAUGUCUGGUUGUGUUUUUGUGCUGCAGACCUGAUCUGGAACACGCUCAAGAAGCUCCGCGUUGACCCCGGAGAGAAACACGAGGAGUUCGGAGACGUAAAGAAGGUCGUCACAGACGAGUUUGUGCGUCAAAGGUACCUGGAGUACGUGCGAAUCCCCCACACGGAGCCGGUGGAGCACGAGUUUCGAUGGGGUCAACGUGCUGACGUGGAAGUCUCAAAGACCAAAAUCCUGGAGUUCAUGGGUCAACUCCAUGAACAGGACCCUCAGAGCUGGAGCCAGCAGUACAGAGAAGCCCACUCCGUGUCCGGCUCCACGCAGCCCGGCAGCAGCAGCCACAGAUGAUCCUCCUUCUUUUACUUAUUUAUUUAGUGUGGAUGCUGGAAGAGAAGCUGCAGCACCGCCACCUUUUCUAUUUUAUAAAAUGUGAUCGUAGUGAACCAACAGACAAAUCUCUUUACUGCUUAUUCUGCACAUUUGUACGUUCAUACUUUACCUUUUUAGUCCGUUGAGUCUCAAAUUCUUGAUGUCUCUUAUUAAAAACAUUCAAUAUCACACACGAUUACUCAGGUAUCCAUUGUUUAUUUUAUUGCCAGGACUUUAAGAAGGUAGCGGCUCAGAAAAUAAAGAUCUGUGAGAACCGGUUCUACGUCAGCGAUGGGGAACCUUCAAAUAAACAAAUUAGACUUUUCGUUCAUUUCUCUCAUUGCUGUUGAACUCCAUCUAUGACAUCAGUGGUCACACAGCACAGGCUUUAGGACGUGUACACGAACAUAAAGACAAACAGGAAGCACGACUACAUACGCUUGCUACCACAACAACUGGAUGUGUGCUUUAAAAGGAGCUGUUCCCAUUGUCACAUUGUGUGGGAGGAAGUGAACGAGUUCACUUACAUGGUAAAUAUGUGCUGGUACCCCUUAAAGACCUAAAUAAAUAAAGGUCCCUGAGAUGA